This is a messenger RNA of Emericellopsis atlantica, 2694 nucleotides long. Its product is annotated as SWI-SNF complex subunit. Gene Ontology annotation, molecular function: transcription coregulator activity. Gene Ontology annotation, biological process: regulation of transcription by RNA polymerase II; chromatin remodeling. The record is from RefSeq and is a predicted model, not a curated record. Gene Ontology annotation, cellular component: nucleus; nuclear chromosome; SWI/SNF complex. The transcript is spliced from 2 exons. The coding region runs from base 316 to 2430 and encodes 704 amino acids. Lineage: Eukaryota; Fungi; Ascomycota; Sordariomycetes; Hypocreales; Bionectriaceae.
UAUCAGGUCUGUCGUCCUUCUCCUGUAGCGACAGCAGACUGCAUCAAAGUCGCGAAGCGCAACACGACAGCCGCAUCCAGCCAAGCCACCACGACCCCGAACACCCGCAUUUUCUCCAUACGCGCGAGACGAGGACUCACUCCGUGUACAAACUCUCGAUAAUUGGCAAACACCCUUCAGCGCGCCCAUUGACUGUUGCGCACGAAGCGCUAACCCGUCGCGGCGAGGACGCGCGACCGAGGUGAUCAGCGAAGUCUCGAUAUCAACCACGCCACGUCGCAACGCGACCCCGGCAGGCACGACCAUCACGGCAGGAUGGCCGAAGAACCCAUCAAGGCAGCUGGCGAGGCAUCGCGGGGCGAGGACAAUGGAAGUCAGAAAGCGUCCUCAUCAUCCUCGCCAGACGAAGCGAAGCAGAUUGGGAUACCAGUCCGCACCAAGGAGUCGCUCAACGAGUUGAUGAUCGAGCGCUACACGCAGCGUGAUCAGCUGGCAGCUGCUGCCCUGAGCGAUCACUUGGAGAAGACCAAGGAAUACAUGAAUGAUUUGCGCUUGACGGUACAAGACUACAAGGCACUCCGCACCGAAUACCGACCCUACUUCCCACCAGCAAAACUUUUCGGAGAAGGCUACAAUGGCUACGGCAACGGCUACACCGAGUUUCAGCAUCCGAGAAUCGUCUACCCGAGCCAGAAGCCUCGCAAAGGUGGCGCGAAGCAGACCCCAGCCUUGAAGUACAAGCGCAAGGAUAUGCUGAAGCAGGCCGAACAGCAUGAGGAGCUUGUUCCGAUACGGUUGGAGGUGGAGUGGGACAAGGUGCGAUUACGAGAUACCUUUACCUGGAACCUGCACGACCGAUUGAUUCACGUGGAGCUGUUCGCGUCGCAGCUGGUGGAAGACAUGGGCCUCAAACCACCGGCGCUCCAACCAGUCUAUGAGCAGGUUGUCCAGCAGAUGCGCGAGCAGCUCAAUGACUUCUACCCCCUAGUCUACUCGGAGGAGGACGCCCUGGAUCCGGAGCUACCAUAUUCGGCCUACAAAAACGACGAGAUGCGCAUACUCAUCAAGCUGAACAUCACGAUCGGCCAGCAUACCCUCGUGGACCAGUUUGAAUGGGACAUCAACAACCAUCACAAUUCGCCAGAGGAUUUCGCUUCCGCCAUGACCCGAGAUCUUGCCCUUAGUGGGGAAUUUACCACUGCCAUUGCACACUGCAUCCACGAGCAAUCCCAAUUGUUCGUACGGAGUCUCUACAGUGUAGGGCAUCCCUUUGACGGGAGGCCUGUGGAAGAUCCGGAUCUGGUCAACGCCUUCCUCCAGACGCCUUUACCACAGGUAUUCCGCCCAAUGCAACAAGCCAAAGACUAUGCACCAUACCUGUACGAACUUACCGACGCCGACCUGGACCGAAACGAGACGAUUCUCUCCCGCGAGCAGAGGCGACAGAAGCGCUCUAUCAACCGGCGAGGCGGCCCUCAACUGCCAGAUCUCAAGGAGAGACAGAGGACGAUCCGCACCAUGGUUGUUUCGCAGACAUUACCCGGCGGCGCCCCCAAUGUUGAGGAGAGCAGAUUGUACAAGUCAGCGGCACGGACAAAGAAACGUUAUCCACGUGAUGGCGAGGUUUCCGACUCGGAAGAGAGCGACGACUCGGCACCUGAAUCGCCAGCACCAACAUCAUUCCUGGCGCAGGGCACGGCUCGUACUAGAGGUAUGCGCGGCGCUGCUUCUGCAGCCGCCCAGCGGAUGGCCAACCUGGGUCGCUCCGAAACACCGGACGCCGGGAGCAUUGCGCACCACCACGAGACGCGUACCUCACGCCGCUUCAGAGAGGAGACAGAGGAGCCUGCGCACUUGUGGGUCACGGUCAAGUUCAACAACCGGCCGAGGUUUCAGCGCGUCCUGCGCGGCGACUAUCGUGACUUGAAGGCGCCGUCAGAACACCAGACACCUGUCCCGCCCCCGAUGCAUACGAGAGCGCCCAGCACGUCGAGCAACUCGAGAUCCAUGCCGCCCCCCUCAACACCCACCUCGGCGACGCCUCAGCCGUCGACACCAGCGUACUCUUUCCCGCAAGGCCAGAUUGGCCGCAUUCCCGCUCCACCUGUGGCGCAAGGUCAGCCUCAACCACCAGCCCCGCCACCACCAGAGUGGCUCGUCAAAGCUCUGAAGGACCUCCAAAAGGACUAUCCAGACGACCUCUUUGAAGCUGUCAUGAAGUACUCCUACCUAGACCCCAUAACCGAGGUGCCUCUACCGGCAGGACCGCACCCUCCAGGCGUCAAGUAUGCCUGGCUUCCCCGCAUCCGUUGCAAGGACUGUCCUAGCAAGCUUUACACGCCUGGUCCGGACCAGACAGCGCAGAAGUUCGAGGCGCAUCUGAAGUUUUCGAGCCACAGGGCGCUGGUCAAACAACGCAUCGAGGGAUAGUCUCUCCGCUGCACACGGUCCAGUAAACGGCGAUGAAAAAAAAAAAAAAAGAGUGUUGUGGCAGGAAGGGUGUGCCUUUGUAUGGAUAUGCGGCUGUUUCGGCUCUAGGUAUAUAUCAGGGUUUCCUUGCAGGAGUUUUCGGUGGCUAGCUGGGGUGUUGUUGACUUGCUACUACGAGUUGGCUUUUUCUUUUUUCCCCCAACUGUUCUUGUAUACCGCGAGAUUUUAUGCAUAGAGGCGGCUUUAUAGCUGGACAAGAAGAAA